Impatiens glandulifera is the source of this 1164-nucleotide messenger RNA. Its product is annotated as caffeoylshikimate esterase-like. Bases 38 to 1036 code for a protein of 332 amino acids. The record is from RefSeq and is a predicted model, not a curated record. Gene Ontology annotation, cellular component: membrane. The transcript has a single exon. Lineage: Eukaryota; Viridiplantae; Streptophyta; Magnoliopsida; Ericales; Balsaminaceae. Gene Ontology annotation, molecular function: lipase activity.
AAGAGUGUUGUGUAGGUAAAACCUGUAUUGUUGAAAGAUGGUGCAGCACCCAAUAGCAGAAGCGAACGAGUUUAGCCCCUUUGGAUCAUUCACCGCCGACGACUUCUACGCCCAUCAUUCCGUCACUCACGGAUCCGAAUUCAUCACCAACCCAACAGGUCUCAAGAUCUUCACCCAAUGGUGGAUCCCACUUCCUCCAACCAAGAUAAUCGGCACAGUCGCCUUAAUCCAUGGCUACACAGGUGAAUCCAACUGGUUUAUGCAACUAACCGCCAUCCUCUUCGCCAAAUCCGGAUUCGCUACCUGUGCUAUUGACCAUCAAGGUCAUGGAUUCUCAGAUGGCCUCCAAAAUCACAUCCCAAAUAUCAACCCUAUCGUCGACGAUUGCAUAUCAUUCUUCAACUCUUUCCGUAACCUCCAUGUACCGGAUAAUCUCCCGUCAUUUCUCUACUCCGAAUCCCUCGGCGGCGCAAUUGCUCUCCUGAUCUGUCUUCGCCAACGCGAUGGGAAAUUAAUCGGUAGGAAAUACGAUGGAAUGAUACUCAACGGUGCGAUGUGUGGUAUCAGCGAUAAAUUCAAACCGCCAUGGCCAUUGGAGCAUUUUCUGUCUGCUGUUGCGUGGAUUGUACCUACUUGGCAGGUGAUUCCGACUCGUGGAUCGAUUCCUGAUGUUUCGUUUAAGGUGGAAUGGAAGAGGAAAUUGGCGUUGGCGAGUCCUAGGAGGAGUACGGCGAGACCUCGAGCUGCUACUGCGUUGGAGUUACUUAGGGUUUGUAGAGAAGUGCAAUCUAGGUUUGAUGAAAUUGAUUUACCGUUUCUUAUAAUACAUGGAGGAGGUGAUAUUGUUUGUGAUCCGGCUUGUGCGGAGGAGCUUUAUGAACGGGCGGCUAGUGGUGAUAAAACGAUUAAGAUUUAUCCUGAAAUGUGGCAUCAGUUGGCUGGAGAAUCUGAUGAGAAUGUGGAUUUGGUGUUUGGUGAUGUUGUGGACUGGCUCAAGACUAGGGCUCAUAAGGCAGUUGGUGGUGGUGGUGAUUAGAUCGGAGGAGUCAUUGGGGGUUGAAUUUCAGGGUUUAAUGUUAUGUUAGUACAUUUUAAUAAUAUGAUAAUAAAAUGUUGAUGCAUUUGUAUUUGCAAUUAUGAUUUUUUUUUUUUAGAAAAGUAUUA